UCGCCGGCGAAAUCGGAAUGGACAAUGUGCUGGACAAUAUCGCCAAUUCGCUGUUCAAUGGACUGUUGCCAAGCGAUUGGCGCAAACUGGCGCCGGACACAUGCAAGCAGCUCGGCAGCUGGAUGGAACAUUUGCAGAAUCGUUCUACACAAUUCAAGUAUUGGGCCAUGUCAGGUGAACCGUUGGUGAUCUGGUUGUCUGGUCUACAUAUUCCGCAAAGUUAUCUAACCGCUUUGGUGCAGAUGGCAUGUCGUAAAAACGGUUGGCCGCUAGACAGAUCCACCUUAUAUACCUGCGUCACCAGCUACUUAGAUCCUGAUGAUGUGGAGGAGCGGCCAGCAACGGGCUGCUAUAUUCAAGGUCUGUUCCUGGAGGGCGCACGUUGGGACAUGGAUAUUAUGCAACUCGCACGCUCACAUCCUAAAAUAUUGGUGGAAGAACUUCCUAUUCUGUCUGUGGUACCGAUAGAAGUGCACCGCCUCAAAUUACAGAAUACUUUCCGCGCACCUGUUUACACCACUUCACUGCGUCGAAAUGCUAUGGGUGUGGGACUGGUUUUCGAAGCUGACCUGGCCACCACAGAGGACAUCAGCCACUGGGUAUUGCAAGGUGUUUGUCUCACCCUCAAUCGAGAUUGAAGAUUUUCAUAUAUUGUUAUUAUAGUAUUUUCUGUUUUGUUUUCUGUCCAACUUUUAAACUUACUAUUUAUGUAAUACGUGUGCGACGUGAAUUUCCUAGAUUUGUGUGCAGUUAUUCAUGACUUUCUUUUAGUUCAAUAAAUAUA
Messenger RNA from Rhagoletis pomonella (apple maggot), 784 nucleotides. Its product is annotated as dynein heavy chain 10, axonemal-like. Gene Ontology annotation, molecular function: minus-end-directed microtubule motor activity; dynein light intermediate chain binding; dynein intermediate chain binding. NCBI's taxonomy places the organism in Eukaryota, Metazoa, Arthropoda, Insecta, Diptera, Tephritidae. The record is from RefSeq and is a predicted model, not a curated record. Gene Ontology annotation, biological process: microtubule-based movement. Gene Ontology annotation, cellular component: dynein complex. Bases 18 to 638 code for a protein of 206 amino acids. The transcript has 5 exons.